AUGCCUUUAAACAUUCCCUUCCUUAGGGGGAAAGCCUCUACCCCAGACGAUACUAUUGGCGAACCCAUUGAGCAAGCGAUAACCACAUCCUCUGGGGAGAAAGAGACUGCAAAGACCACGGCAACUGAAAUUUCUGAUGUUGAAGCAAACAAGAGGUUGGAUCUGUACCGUCGCACCCACAAAUGGGACCCUAACCUCGGGGACGAUACUCUUGAUGAGAUUGCGACAGCCGCCGCAUUGAACGACUCCAAUGCACAGAGCAAAGUCAUCGACAGGGUUAUUGAUAACUCACCUUAUCCAGAGGUUAGAGCUGCAGUGCGAAACUAUGACGAAGACCUCCCUGCGAGUACAGUUCGUGCGUGGGUUAUCGGGAUGUUUUUGACAACUAUCGGUUCUGGUCUCAACAGUUUGUUUUCCCUUCGUGCUCCUGCAAUUAUCAUCACAUCGGUUGUCGCUCUCCUGGUUUCGUACCCUAUCGGUGUUGCUUGGGCGAAGAUCAUACCGGCAAGGACUUUCAACACCUUUGGGAUGAAAUGGACGACUAACCCAGGUCCAUUCAACGUCAAGGAACAUGUCUUGAUUGUUGUCAUGGCCAAUGCAUCAUUUGGUAAUGGUGUCGCAUAUUUCACUGAUACUAUCCAGGCACUGAAGGCCUUCUACCAUACUGACUACGGCUGGGGAUUCUAUGUAUGCCUCGCUCUUAGCACUCAGAUCGUUGGUUUCGGAAUAGCUGGUAUUGUUCGCAAGGUCUUAGUUGAGCCAGCUUCUAUGAUCUGGCCACAGGACUUAGUGAGCGCUACGUUCAUUUAUACCCUACACGACAAAUCAGCAACCAAUCCCGCCGAAACCAAUGGUUGGAAGAUUGGUCGUUAUCGUUAUUUCCUUUACGUUUUUCUUGGCUCUUUCUUCUGGUACUGGUUCCCGGGGGUCAUCGCGCCAUGCUUGAGUGUUUUCGCUAUUGUUACAUUUAUAAAACCGAAGAACGUUAUUCUCAACCAGUUAUUUGGCGGCUGGACCGGCCUUUCGCUUAUCCCUAUUACCUUCGACUGGACUCAGGUAACCGGUUAUAUCCAAAGUCCUCUAAUUGCCCCUUGGCAUGCGAUCGGAAACACUCUUAUUGGAACAAUUGGCUUGUUCAUAUUUGUUACUUGUGGACUACACUACUCAAACCACUGGUAUGCUCAAUACCUCCCUAUCAGUGAUUCAACCACCUACGACAACAUGGCAAAACCAUAUAAUGUCUCCAAAAUAUUGACUCCUGAGUUCACUCUCGACGAGGAGAAAUACAAGGCAUAUUCCCCCCUUUUCCUGUCUACAACUUUCGCCUUGACUUAUGGAUUAUCAUUCGCCUCCAUUGCGGCUGUUGUCACGCACACUGCCCUGUUUCACGGAAAGCAUAUAUGGACAGUUAUCAGGGACAGCCGUGGCGAUCUUGAUGAUGUUCACACCCGUAUGAUGAGGAAAUAUAAGAAUGCCCCAUGGUGGUGGUACAUCACCCUACUUGCAGUUUGCGUUGCUCUUUGCCUUGUUACCUCUCUUGCAUGGCCUACCCACCUCACCUGGUGGGCAUUACUGCUUGCUCUUUUCAUCUCGCUAGUCAUGACUAUCCCCAUCGGCGUGGUUCAAGCGACAACAAAUAUCCAGCUGGGGUUGAACGUUUUCACUGAAUACAUCAUCGGCUACAUGCUUCCCGGGAGGCCACUUGCAAUGAUGUUGUUCAAGACUUAUGGCUACAUCACCAUGGUUCAAGCCCUUUCUUUCGUCCAGGAUCUAAAGCUCGGUCAUUACAUGAAAGUUCCCCCGCGAUCACUGUUCUGGGGACAGCUUGUUGCUACAAUGUGGUCGUGUAUGGUUCAACUCUGCGUCCAGAUCUGGGCCUUGGAUAACAUUGCCGAUAUCUGUCAGCCACAUCAAUCCAACCGAUUCACCUGCCCCCAAGGACGAGUCUUCUUUGGUGCAUCGGUGAUCUGGGGUGUCAUCGGCCCUGCACGUAUGUUCUCUGGCACUGCACUCUACUCUAGCCUACAGUAUUUCUGGAUCGUUGGCGCACUCUGCCCUUUCCUCUUCUAUGCGCUGGCCCGCAUCUUCCCUCGUUCAAACGCACGAUUUUUGAGCGCACCCGUUAUCUUCGGCAGUGUAUUAUACAUUCCUCCCGCCACUCCAUUGAACUAUUUUGCAUGGUGUAUGGUCGGUUUUGUUUUCCAGAAGUUUAUCCGCAAUAGGUUCAGAGGCUGGUGGAUGCGUUUCAACUAUAUCACAUCGGCGUCUUUAGAUGCCGGCCUGGCCAUCUCGACCAUCGUUGUCAUCGCCGCUAUCAACUUGACUGGCUCCAAAUUCCCAUCAUGGUGGGGCAAUACCGGCUCCAUGGAGACGUUGGAUAACUUGGGCGAAGCUAUCCGACAGCCUCUGGCAGAAGGGCAGACCUUUGGUCCUCCAACAUGGUAG
Nannizzia gypsea CBS 118893 is the source of this 2445-nucleotide messenger RNA. Its product is annotated as oligopeptide transporter 5. NCBI's taxonomy places the organism in Eukaryota, Fungi, Ascomycota, Eurotiomycetes, Onygenales, Arthrodermataceae. Gene Ontology annotation, biological process: transmembrane transport. The record is from RefSeq and is a predicted model, not a curated record. Bases 1 to 2445 code for a protein of 814 amino acids. The transcript is spliced from 7 exons. Gene Ontology annotation, molecular function: oligopeptide transmembrane transporter activity.